AUGGCCAAUGCUAACGUAAGGUACAGAUACGAGCCAACUCAGGCUGAUGUUGUCACUUUCAAGGCCUUCAAGAGCGAGCCAGAGGCUAGCAAAUACCAACACGUUGCCCGUUGGUACAAGCACAUUGCCUCCUUUGAGUCAGAGUUCGCUACUCUUCCAGGAGAUGCUUCCAAGGACUACACUGCCUAUGGCCCGGAGAACAGCGAGCUCCCAAUAAACACCAAGGAAGAGGCCCCAGCUGCUGAAGAUGAAGAUGAUAUCGACCUCUUCGACAGUGAAGACGAGGACCCAGAGGUUGUUGCUGAGCGAGAGCGUAACCUUGCUGCCUACAGAGCUAAGAAGGCCAGCAAGCCCAAGCCAGUUGCCAAGUCCAUCGUCACCCUUGACGUUAAGCCAUGGGAUGAUGAGACCAACUUGACCGAGCUUGAGGCUCACGUACGAUCCAUUGAGAAGGAUGGUCUCGUAUGGUCUGGCUCCAAGCUUGUCCCCGUUGGCUUCGGUAUCAAGAAGCUGCAGAUCAACCUUGUCAUUGAGGACGAGAAGAUCUCCCUCUCCGACUUGCAGGAGGAGAUUGAGGGCUUCGAGGACCAUGUCCAGUCCACCGAUGUUGCUGCCAUGCAAAAGCUUUAA
Trichophyton benhamiae CBS 112371 is the source of this 630-nucleotide messenger RNA. RefSeq lists its product as uncharacterized. Gene Ontology annotation, cellular component: cytosol; eukaryotic translation elongation factor 1 complex. Gene Ontology annotation, molecular function: guanyl-nucleotide exchange factor activity; translation elongation factor activity. NCBI's taxonomy places the organism in Eukaryota, Fungi, Ascomycota, Eurotiomycetes, Onygenales, Arthrodermataceae. The record is from RefSeq and is a predicted model, not a curated record. Gene Ontology annotation, biological process: translational elongation. The transcript is spliced from 3 exons. Bases 1 to 630 code for a protein of 209 amino acids.